This is a messenger RNA of Triticum aestivum (bread wheat), 2024 nucleotides long. RefSeq lists its product as uncharacterized. Gene Ontology annotation, molecular function: DNA binding. The transcript is spliced from 3 exons. Bases 904 to 1725 code for a protein of 273 amino acids. The record is from RefSeq and is a predicted model, not a curated record. Lineage: Eukaryota; Viridiplantae; Streptophyta; Magnoliopsida; Poales; Poaceae. Gene Ontology annotation, biological process: DNA integration; DNA transposition.
GUCGUCUUCUUCCUCGCGUCGUCCCCGUAUCCACGCCCGCAGCCUUGCCGUCGCCGUCGCCUGGCUGUGUCCAGGAGCUGGUCCCCGUCGUCACCCGCUCGUCCCCGUCGCCUGGCUGCGCCCAGCCUUGUCGCCGCCGGGCCCCUCCACGCGCCCAGCCUGGCCGUUGCCGUGCCCUGGUCCUCCUCCUCGCGCCCAGCCUUGCCGUCGCCGCGCCCAGGCCCUCCUCCUCGCGCGCCCAGGUCCUCCUCGCGCCCUGGCCCUCCUGCUCGCGCGCCCAGGUCCUCCUCCUCGCGCCCUAGCCCUCCUCCUCGCGCCCAGGUGCUCCUCGCCCAGGUACUCCUCGCGUCGCCCAGAGCAAGGAGAAGCAAUACAUUAGCAAGAUACGAGAUCAAAAUCAAUUCCACUAUAGUGGAGUACAAGAUCCAUGUGCUUGACAGUGGAGUAUAAGAUCAAGAGGAGUAGCUUCGAGAGCAGCAAUAAAUCACAGUAGCAAUAAUUUCUCAUCAUAGCACAACACCAGAUCAGGAGAUCUUCAAAUUACUCCAGAUCAAGGAAUCAGGUGUGCUCCAGAUCAAGAUCAAGAGUACAGGAGUAGGACAACAAAAGAGAUCUUCAAAUUACUCCACAUCAAGAGAUCGAUAGCUCAGGAUUAGGACAACAAAAGCAUUAAGAGCAUCAUUAACACAACAGCUGAUCAAGAGGAGCAGUUGAUCAAGAGGACCAGCAAGAACAACAGCAUUAUCAGCAGUAUCAAUAGCAGGCGGCAUUAUUAGCAGCAUUAUCAGCAAGAGCAGCACCAGCACAACAACAGUAGCAAGUGGAGCAACAGCACAGGAUCAGUAGCAAGAGGAGAAGCAGUAUCACAUCAACAGUACCGGAACAUAGCAGCAGCAGCACAAAAUGCUCCCAGACCUGAACUGCUCACCACCCUCAGGAGAAGAAGAAGCUGAUGUGAAUAUGGUCCAAGAAGAAGAAGUAGCAGAUGUCCAAGAAGAAACAUUAAAUGUCCAAGAAGAAGCAACAGGUGUUCAGCAAAUACGAAGGCAAAGAAAGUCACUAACAGAUGAGCAGAGAUAUGCUGCUUACAUGGCAAUGCUUACGCUGAAUAUGAGUAGGGGUGGCAAGUUCAAAAGAACUGACAAGAAGGAUGUUGCUCGAAUUUUUCAAGCUGAUAUUCAAGUUAUUCAGAGAAUCUGGAGGACAGCAGAGCGACAAAAAGAGCUUGGUAAGGAGGUGGAUGUGUCCAACCAAAAGAAAAGAAGAUGUGGAAGGAAAGGAAAGGAUAAUGUCCUAUCUCAAAUCCCCACAGUUCCAUUGAAUAGAAGGUCGACUCUCAGGUCACUUGCUCGCGCAUUGGGUGUCAGUCAUACUACACUCUACCAGAAACUCAAGCUUCACAAGAUUAGGAGGCACUCCAAUCGUUUGAAGCCAAGCUUGAAAGAAAAGAAUAAAAGAGAAAGAAUCAAGUUUUGUAUGUCGAUGCUUGAUGAGACAACUUUAGCAGCUACAAGACCUAAAUUCAUCAGUAUGCACAACAUUGUGCAUAUUGACGAAAAGUGGUUCUAUAUGACAAAAAUGAACAGAAACUACUACCUCCUCCCUCAUGAAGAUGACCCGGUCAGAACCAUUCGGAACAAGAACUGUAUUGGCAAAGUAAUAUUCCUGACCGCUGUUGCUCGACCCAGAUAUGAUGCUGAAGGCAAGGAAUGCUACCGCCUAUGAUACAUUUCCCUCGUGAAGUUUAUGAUAAUGCCAUGGAGAUUCUAGGACAAGAUGUCGACUGAGCAUGCAGUGGAGUAUGUUGAGACUUGUAGUGCUAUGAUGAGACUUGUUUGUGGAAAUGCAUCCAUGGAGUCUUUUUUGUCGAAAUGGAUUAUAUUGUUUUAAAGUUGUUUGUGGAAAUGGAUUAUACGCCUCACUCUCCUAGAUGCAGAGGCCGGGGGUCAUCCUCCUUUUCUAAAAAAAAACUACUCUUACAAGGAGUACUUUCAGACUUCCAGUAGAGUACUCUAACUGCUCCU